AUGGACGCAGUGGGCUUCCUGAGGGUGCGCAGUCUGCCCCAGAUGUGCAGCAGCCCGCUGGCCGCCUCCGACUCGGCGCCGGGCAGCCCGCUGGAGGCGUCGCCGCAGCCGCCUCCGGGACGGCGCCUCCGCGACGACGACACGGACGCCGACGAAGACGACGACGACAUCAGCGUGGGCUGCCCGUCGCCCUCGCCGGCGGCCGUUCGCCGCCAGCAGCAGCGCCAGCGCAGCCCCGUCUCGUCGCCCGGCUCCUCCACCUGCCGCACCGCCACCUGCGACGAGGAGGACGACUACUUCAAGCCGCUCAAGAGGCUCAAGAUGAUGAACAUCGACAAGGCGACGGCGGAGAGGCCCGCCAGGCCGACGCCGCCUCCGCUGCCGAGCGGAGUCGAGCGGACGGCCUCGGCGACGCCGCCGCGAGCCUCCGGAGGCGGCGUAAAGUCCUUCUUCAUCCUCGACAUCUUGAACCACUGCCCGCGUACCAACGGCCAGCAGCAGCAGCAACAGCCGCCCCCGACGUCGGCGGCGCCGCGUCCGGGCGACCCGACGCCCGCCUCUACCGCCCGCAUCCGGCGGCGGCGGCCGGGGGCGGCGUCGUGCCGGUGGACAGGUACCGAGCCAGCGCCGCCGCACCACCACCGUCCCAAGUCGGCGGACUUCUGCUACGCCAGCGAGACCACGUGCAGCAGCGGCCGCUCCAGCAGCGACUGCUGCACCAGCCCGGACCUCGCCGCCAGCCCGGCGUCGGGGGCGGCGGCGGCGGCGGCCAGACACCCGGGGGCGGCGCAGAGCUCCGGGGGCGGCGGCAGGCACCCGGCGCGAUGCGGCAAAGGGGCGGCGGGCCAGCACCACGGCAAGGGCGGCGCCCAGGGCAGCAACACGUCGCCGCUGGACGCGCUCUUCCAGAUGACGAGCAAGACCUUCGAGGAGCUCAACGGGGAGGCCGUAUCAGAGGGCCAAGCCAGCCACCUGAACCUGUUCAACUCGCGGCAGCAGGCGAAGAAGAAGCGGAAGUCGCGCACGGCGUUCACCAACCAUCAGAUCUUCGAGUUGGAGAAGCGCUUCCUGUACCAGAAGUACCUGUCUCCUGCGGACCGCGACGAGAUUGCGGGCCAACUCGGCCUGAGCAACGCGCAGGUCAUCACGUGGUUCCAGAACCGGCGCGCCAAGCUCAAGCGCGACAUGGAGGAGCUCAAAAAGGACGUCGAGUCCACCAAGAUCCUGAGCGCGCACAAGUCUUUCCUGGAGAACGUCACCGACCUCGGCAUCCUGAAGAAGAAGGCACCCCCGAGCAGCGCCCAGAUGGCGGCAGCUGCAGCGGCGGCUGUGGCGGCGGCGGCAGCCGUGUCCUCCGCGGGGGCGGCAUCUGGGGGCGGCGGGGGCGGAGGCGACUCGGGUGUCGACAAGUAGAUGGCACCACUGCAGGCCGCUGUGUCACACAAUGUGCAAUAAUUAGACGGACACUCGCUAUGUAGACAUUGGGAUUCUGAGUGCGACUCACUUGUGCGAUAUAUCGCCACGGAGCAUAGUUCGGUGUAUAUAUGCCGACAAGUAUCUUGUUCCUGUAAUUAGAAGCGGUCAAGAAAUAGUUCUGCACAGUCAAUGUUUGUGAAGAACUGUGACCUAAUAGGAAGGUGGUAGAGUACUGUACGCUAUCCGUCAUAAAAGCGAAACGAUGUAGGAGUCAGCAUAUGUUGUGGCAAGAUCGUUAUUGUUGCUAGUAUUUACUACUAAAAAAAGUCAAGUGCCAGGUUUGACGAGAUAUGGAUGUCAACAUUUUAUGCAGUGCGAAAGUGCACUGUGAGCUGUCUUACGAACGUUGAGAAAUGAUGGCUUUCUCCUUGAAACUGAAAAUUUUGUCCUGCUCUUAUAACUCGUGUGACGUCCAUUCGUUCAAAAAAAAAAUCGUGUCAUUAGUACUUCAAUUACGCCUUAAAAAGCGGAGACUGCAUCUACUUUGGGAAAAACGGGAAAGUUUUUUUAUAAAAAUGAAUUUUAGGAUCACAAAAUCACUAUUAAAGGAACAAAACUUAUUCUGUGACCAGUGAAUAAAUGUUUGAUAAUCACGGUGCACUUUGAAGCUUAGCUCCAUUUCAGAUCACAACUCCUUUUAUGAUUUAAAAACUACAAGAGUUUAGUGAGGUGACUAAUUACGGAGGGUUUUUGCUAUUUCAUUCGUUUUACUUCCAGUCAUAUUUACAAAUGCAGUUAUGUCUAACAGUAAAACUAAUUUUCAUUUUUUUAAACCCCUGGUAAAAUCUUACGAACAUAAUAGACCAACACGGCACAUUAUUUUUACCAUAAGGUCUUAAUUUCAUGUAAAUUAUCGUUAACGAACGAUUCUGCGGGAAUUAGCUGUCCAUUAAAGAUUGCUGACUCCGUUAUACCUUGAAGACAACACACAGAAAAUGUCUGUGGAGUCGUCACACACCGUCUGAGCACCGAAUUAAGUCCAUUUCGGAUUCUGGCAGGAUCCUCCUUUUUCCCGCCACAUUUUGAAAGGAACUUGUAGGGAACAACUAACUUAAAGUUAUCAGCAGAACUGUUAAUAUACUGCGAGAACUUGACUGACCCAACGCUGUUGAAGCUAAUUCACUGUGUGUGUUGAGGUCCUACCUAGUGGUACUACUUAGAGGACAAUGGAAACAGUAAACUGAAGGAGCCAUGUGAUCGCUGACUCUUCGUAAUAUGUGCACACCGCGAAGAACGAGUAUUACGAACCAGGAGGCACGGCAGUGAUUGUUUUACUCAUUUCUGUUUCUGAGACAAGAAACUUAUGUGCAGUGCUGUGACAGUUGUUUUCUAUGUACAGUCUCUCUAAACAGCGAGAUGAAGGUUACGAAUGUAAAUACUCGCCAUUGAGUGUAGCUAACUUGUGUCAUAGUUUCGUACAUGUAAGUGCUUCACGCUGUAGUUUCGUAACUGUGAAAACAGAGGUCAAUAUCUACCUUCAUUAUCCUAAUUUUGUUACUUCGCUUCAAUUUUGUCGCAACCACAGUGAAAUCCAUAAAAGAUAUAAAUUGUAAAUUCAAAUUACUUGUGUCAAAAGUGAUUGGUGAUCUCAGAAUAAUAGGAAUAAACAAUAGCUGGCGUAGAGAGAUAAAUAUAAAUGUUGUAGUCUUACAAUAACAAUAGGAAUGACGAAUCAAAUUGCUGUAAUAUAUAUACAUACGG
Messenger RNA from Schistocerca americana (American grasshopper), 3177 nucleotides. Its product is annotated as homeobox protein Hox-A4-like. The record is from RefSeq and is a predicted model, not a curated record. Gene Ontology annotation, molecular function: DNA binding; DNA-binding transcription factor activity, RNA polymerase II-specific. Gene Ontology annotation, biological process: regulation of DNA-templated transcription. NCBI's taxonomy places the organism in Eukaryota, Metazoa, Arthropoda, Insecta, Orthoptera, Acrididae.